CUCCUGUUUGUUUGUUCAGGAUUAUCUGUGUGUGUGUGUGUUCAGUCUGUAAUGAUCGGCAUGCUGACCAGGCUUGUGUGUCCAUUAUAAAUGUGGCUGUCAGUGUGAUCAGCUGUUACAAACCUGCCGUCGUGCUGCUGAUCACCACACGUCGCUGCGCUCAGGUCGUGAAAUCAGUCGGGCACCAUGAGUCCUAAACACGUCGUCUUUAAGAAGGUUUCCCGCGACAAGUCGGUGGCGGUCUACAUGGCCAAGAGAGACUUUGUGGAUCACUGUGAUUUUGUGGAUCCAGUCGAUGGAGUUAUUGUGAUCGACCCGGUGCAGCUAAAAGGAAAGAAAGUGUACGUGAUGUUGUCAUGUACAUUUCGAUACGGCCGUCAGGACAUGGAUGUGAUGGGUGUGGCCUUCAGGAGGGACCUGUUCCUGGUGACCCGGCAGGUUUACCCCGAGCUGCAGGACAAAGAGAAGCUGACUCACACUAAGAUCCAGCAGAAACUGCUCCGAAAGCUGGGAGACAACGCUUUCCCCUUCUUCUUUGAGUUUCCAGACAACCUGCCGUGUUCUGUCGCUCUCCAGCCGGGACCGUCUGAUGUGGGAAAGAAAUGUGCGGUGGAGUUUGAAGUGAAAGCUUUCUGUGGAGAGAACCAGGACGAGAAGAUCGACAAACAGAGUGCAGUUCGUCUCACCAUUCGUAAGAUCCAGUUCAGUCCAGAUGACAGUAAAGUGUUUCCGGUUGCUGAGACCACCUUUGAGUUCCUGAUGUCUGAGAAACCGCUGCAUGUCAAACUGAGUCUGCCUAAAGAGACCUUCUACCACGGGGAACCUGUCAGAGUGAACGUGGAGAUCACCAACUCGUCCAGCAGGAACAUCAAAGACAUCAGUGUGUCAGUCGAACAGGUGACCAAUGUUGUUCUUUACUCCAAUGACAAAUACAUCAAAUCUGUGGCCAAAGAAGAGACCAGUGACUCGGUUCCCUCUGGUACCAGCCUGAAGAAGGAGUACACUCUGCUUCCUCUUCUGGCUCACAACAAGGACAGGAGAGGACUCGCUCUGGAUGGACGACUUAAACACGAAGACACCAACCUGGCUUCAUCCAGCAUAGUGAAGCAGGAGGUGCUGAAGGAGGUUCAGGGGAUGCUGAUCUCCUAUAAGGUCGUGCUGAAGAUGAUCGCUUCUGGGACGGUGGGAUCCAGCGAGGUGUCUCUGGAGCUUCCAUUCAGACUGAUGCAUCCUAAACCUGAACCAGCCAGCGAAACGGACGACAUGGUGUUUGAGGACUUUAAACGAGUCUACCUGAAGGGAGUGGUCUACGGGGACGACGACGAGUCUCCAACAGAGGCGUAAACUACAAAUAUGGCCGCCACAGUCCAGACCGUCCCUGCUGUCCAUCACCGCCCAGAGCUGAAGAGACACACAGUUUGACCUGAAGACACUAGAUAAUGAUUUUAGUGAUUCCAUAAUGUUUCCUGUGGCGCCCCCCUCAGGACAAACUGCGCAUGUUCAUCUCCUUUACUGUUCAGACUUCUGUCAUGUUAGAACUGUAAUGAACUCUGCAGCCUGUAGGGGGCGCUGGUAGUGCACCACUGGACUGGGAAAUAAAACAGGGCAGAGCUGCAACUCUUUUUCCAACA
Molecule: messenger RNA, 1631 nt
Organism: Micropterus salmoides (largemouth bass)
Lineage: Eukaryota; Metazoa; Chordata; Actinopteri; Centrarchiformes; Centrarchidae
Product: S-arrestin-like
Exons: 16
Coding region: 187-1344 (385 amino acids)
Biological process (GO): signal transduction; G protein-coupled receptor internalization
Cellular component (GO): photoreceptor inner segment; photoreceptor outer segment
Molecular function (GO): G protein-coupled receptor binding
Source: RefSeq, a predicted model, not a curated record